CGGCUCCGGUUCCCGUGCCGUGUCCGGGCGCGGCAGGCGGCGUCCCGCCGACGCCUUCGGGCAAACCGGUCUACUCGACGCCUUCGCCGGUGGAGAACACGCCGCAGAACAACGAGUGCAAGAUGGUGGAGCUGCGCGGCGCCCAGUUGGCCUCCUUCUCGGUGGAGGGCUGCGAGCUGAUCUGCCUGCCUCAGGCCUUCGACCUCUUCCUCAAGCACCUGGUGGGCGGCUUGCACACGGUCUACACCAAGCUCAAGCGCCUGGAGAUCACGCCGGUGGUCUGCAACGUGGAGCAGGUGCGCAUCCUGCGCGGCUUGGGGGCCAUCCAGCCCGGCGUCAACCGGUGCAAACUCAUCUCCAGGAGGGACUUCGAGACGCUCUACAACGACUGCACCAACGCCAGCUCCAGACCUGGGCGGCCCCCAAAACGGACGCAGAGUGUGACCUCGCCAGAAAAUUCUCACAUCAUGCCGCAUUCCGUUCCUGGUCUUCUCUCACCGGGAAUUAUCCCACCGACAGGUCUGACAGCUGCGGCUGCUGCUGCGGCCGCGGCCACCAAUGCUGCCAUCGCGGAAGCAAUGAAGGUGAAAAAAAUUAAAUUAGAAGCAAUGUCAAAUUACCAUCCCAAUAAUAACCAGCACGCAGCAGAGUCUGAAAACGGGGACCUAAAUUCUGCUGUGGGCCUUGAGCUACCUUUCAUGAUGAUGCCCCAUCCGCUUAUUCCAGUCAGCCUGCCCCCAGCGUCCGUCACAAUGGCCAUGAAUCAGAUGAACCACCUUACCACAAUUGCAAAUAUGGCUGCCGCAGCACAAGUACAGGGCCCUCCCUCUCGAAUGGAGACAUCUGUGAUUAAGGAACGAGUUCCAGACAGUCCCUCCCCUGCUCCAUCUCUCGAAGACGGUCGAAGGCCUGGUAGCCAUCCAUCCUCACAUCGUAGCAGCAGCGUAUCCAGCUCCCCUGCCCGAACUGAAAGCUCUUCAGAUAGAAUCCCUGUUCAUCAGAAUGGCCUCUCCAUGAACCAGAUGUUGUUGGGCUUAUCUCCGAAUGUCUUACCUGGUCCAAAAGAAGGUGACCUGGCUGGCCACGAGGGUGGGCAUGACUCCAAAAGAAUGCACCUGGAGAAAGAUGAGACCCCGCUCUCCACACCAACCACAAGAGACAGCCUUGACAAACUUUCGCUAACUGGCCACGGACAACCUCUUCCUCCUGGAUUCCCAUCUCCUUUUCUAUUUCCUGAUGGAUUGUCCUCCAUAGAAACCCUCCUGACGAAUAUCCAGGGGCUCUUAAAAGUUGCCAUAGACAAUGCACGCGCUCAAGAAAAGCAAGUGCAGCUUGAAAAGACGGAGCUCAAAAUGGAACUCUUCAGGGAACGAGAACUGAGAGAAACUCUUGAAAAACAGCUAGCAGUAGAGCAGAAGAACAGAGCAAUAAUUCAGAAAAGAUUAAAGAAGGAAAAGAAGGCGAAGAGGAAAUUGCAGGAAGCGCUUGAAUUUGAAACAAAGCGGCGAGAACAAGCGGAGCAAGCGCUAAAACAAGCCGCUUCCACCGAUAACCUCAGGGUCCUAAAUGAUUCUCUGACCCCGGAGAUAGAAGCUGACCGCAGCGGGGGCCGAACAGAUGCUGAGAGGACAAUACAAGAUGGAAGACUUUAUCUGAAAACUACUGUUAUGUACUGAGUUUGUCCAGUCGGAACAAUGUGUGUUACCAGUCCGGAGGACUCUGCAGUAAAACAUCCAGUGUUUCAGAAAUUCUGCAAAAAAAAGUGGAAGGUGCUUUGCAGAAAACUUUUAUCACUUCACAUAGCCAUGUGCGGAGAUUUUAAGCAUUUGAUGGGAGCAUCCUCAUUGCAUUGUCCAAGCUCCAUCCUGUGUUACAGAAGAUAUUUCUACGAAUUUGUGUAGCAUUCUAGUAGCUACCAGGAAAUCUGUACUGAGACUCCAGAGCAGAACUAUAUAUUCCCAUUUCAAUGGAAUAAGAACUAUAUUCUCUUCUGAAUCUUUUAGGCACAUCAAGGAAAUCUUCCACUUUUCAUCUUAAGCACUCUUAUGCCAAACCAGCAAGAUGUUAGAGAAGAAUGAAUAUUCCUCAAAUGGGCAUCAGAAUAUUCCUAAACAAAAAACACACACACAAAAAAAACUGAGGUUAAGAAUACACAAACAACAUGUUAUAUACCAUUUUCUUUUUUUCAAAUUCUGGGAAAUGGAUUUUUUUUUUCACACAGCCUCUUCAAGAGAGCAAGGUGUACCUUAUAGAACUUAAACCAGUUUUAUCUCAACAAAAGAAGUACAGAGGUUAAACAGCAUCACAUGUACGAUUUGCAUUAAUCGGAAGAAGAAGAAAAGAAGAAGAAGAAGAAGAAGAAGAAGAAGAAGAAGAAGAAGAAGAAUGAUGCUUAUAAUUUCUCACGCUAAACUGUCAGUAUAAGAGGGAUGACAAGUUGUUCCUCAUUUCUGAAACUGUUCAGGUGUACAGUAUAUAACCACAAAAACCACUCACAGAAAAUAUUAUGUAUGCAGUAGUAUACUAGAUUUUAGGAAAACAACAAUUUUAGAGAAUAUGUUUUGUCACCCUGUUGGUCCAAACACCAUCUUUCUAAUUUUAAACGCAUGCAGGCAUGUAAAUAUUUGUCUUGAAGUCACAGUGUUAAUGAAGGGAAUCUUAAUUGUCUGGGAGGGAUGACCACCUUUGUAUGUAUAUGCUGAAAAAAGGGCACUUUUCAGAGUGGAUUGUGGCCCCAAAUCAAGUCAACUCCCCAGAAAUAUUUUUCUAUAUUAAUGUCAUAUUACUUCAACCUUGCCGGGGGAGAAAAAAAAUUGUCCCCAAGGUUGUAAAGACAUUUGAUGUAUCAGUCCAAUACCACGUAGAGCUAAGUGAUGAUCUUCAGUCUUUUGUCUUUCCAACCCACCACUGUAGACGGUUCUGUGUUAUUUUUAUUGUCUUUAUAAAAACAUUCUCCUGUUUUUUCACUUUGUGCUCAUAACUGGAAGCGAGUUGAAACUAAGUGUUUUGUACAUUUUCAAUUUUCUUCUUGGGCUCGGCCAGCUUCUCCACAUUACCCCUUUAAAGACCACUGAGAAGGAUGUCCAGUCUUUUCUGGAUCUCUAAGUUUAGAAAACACCUUUUUAUGGAAUUCAUAAUUGAGAACGUUAAGCAUUGAUUCGUUUGGAUGACCUUGCGGUAUGUCAAAAUUUAGAAUCUGUUGGUAUGGAAAAUUUUCAACCUACAUUUUUGUUUGUUUUGGCAUGCAUCAAGACCACACCUUCAUUUUACAUCUUAAAAACUAUCAUUGAAAACACAAAAUAAAGCCUUUGUUCCUUUUAAAUCGUAACUAGUUAAGAAAAUCUGAAAUCAUAUUUUCUUUUGAAAGAAAGUUGUGCAGUCUUUAAAGGGUUAACAAUUAUCAAUUUAUGGACUUUUGUGGCAAAUGGCUAGUUCUAUACCAGAGGAUUUUGGUUAUUCACUUCACUGACAAAACAGUGGUUCCAGUAUCUCUCAUUCCUCUCAUCCUGGCAAAAAAACAAAAAAA
Molecule: messenger RNA, 3526 nt
Organism: Pseudonaja textilis
Lineage: Eukaryota; Metazoa; Chordata; Lepidosauria; Squamata; Elapidae
Gene: DACH1
Product: dachshund family transcription factor 1
Biological process (GO): regulation of transcription by RNA polymerase II
Cellular component (GO): nucleus; transcription regulator complex
Molecular function (GO): RNA polymerase II cis-regulatory region sequence-specific DNA binding; DNA-binding transcription factor activity, RNA polymerase II-specific
Source: RefSeq, a predicted model, not a curated record